Molecule: messenger RNA, 366 nt
Organism: Glycine soja
Lineage: Eukaryota; Viridiplantae; Streptophyta; Magnoliopsida; Fabales; Fabaceae
Product: defensin Ec-AMP-D1-like
Exons: 2
Coding region: 38-262 (74 amino acids)
Biological process (GO): defense response
Source: RefSeq, a predicted model, not a curated record
AUUUGCGUAGGUACGAUAUAUUUAUAGCAUUAUUAUCAUGGAGAGGAAAACCAUUGGGAUUUUGUUCUUGGUCUUCCUUGUCUUACCUUCUGAUGUGGCGGUGAAGAGAGCAGAGGGUCGAGACUGCUCGUCAAAAAGCCACGGGUUCAAGGGUUUAUGCUUUAGCGACACCAACUGUGCACAUGUAUGCAGAACCGAAGGUUUCACCGGUGGAGACUGCGGAGGCUUCCGUCGCCGCUGCUUUUGCACCAGGAUUUGUUGAAAUAAAUCACUACUGUCCCAAAUAAAUAAAUAGCACCAAUUGACACUAUAUAUGGUGUCCAGGUGCUGGGCUAUCAUAUACAUGCAAUAAGUUGAUCUAGUUAG